Diospyros lotus (date-plum) is the source of this 1027-nucleotide messenger RNA. Its product is annotated as transcription factor bHLH104. The record is from RefSeq and is a predicted model, not a curated record. Gene Ontology annotation, biological process: regulation of DNA-templated transcription; intracellular iron ion homeostasis. Gene Ontology annotation, molecular function: DNA-binding transcription factor activity; protein dimerization activity. The transcript is spliced from 5 exons. The coding region runs from base 123 to 791 and encodes 222 amino acids. NCBI's taxonomy places the organism in Eukaryota, Viridiplantae, Streptophyta, Magnoliopsida, Ericales, Ebenaceae.
CCGUUCCUGUUCUCUCAUUCAGGAGAAGCUUCCGUUUCGUCUCCGAAAGGACAAAAAUCGGGAAUUACCGAUCGAUGAAUCCGAGGGUCUGCUGAUCGAAACUCCGAAUUGAGAACCCGACAAUGGAGCCCUUCGAUGACGGCGGUUGGGAUCUUCUGGAUUACGGCAGCUUCAUCGAUGGCGUCGGAUCGACCGAUCUCUAUUGGGCCAACCCAAGUGACAAUGUGCAAGUUGAUGCUUCACUCCCUGGGGCUGCAACGCGAGGUGAGGAAUGCACAGAGAAAGAAUGCCCAAGGAAGAGGGGACGAAAUGAUCCGUGCAGCAGACUAGGGACAAAAGCUUGUCGUGAGAGACAAAGGAGAGAGAGAUUGAAUGACAGGUUCUUAGAAUUGAGCUUAGUGUUGGAACCGGGGAGAGCUCCCAAAACUGACAAAUUUGCCAUACUCAGUGAUGCCAUCCGUGUUUUGAAACAACUCAGAACUGAAUCGCAAGAGUUCAAAGACACAAAUGAGAAGCUCUUAGAAGAGAUUAAAAGCUUAAAGGCGGAGAAGAAUGAACUUCGCGAAGAGAAACUGGUAUUGAAGGCCGACAAAGAGAGGAUGCAGCGGCUAGUGAAAGGUAUGAGCGUCUCACCCCCUGGGUUUUUGCCAGCCCAUCCAGCACAAUAUCAUAGUGGGGCAAGCAAGAUGGCUGUUUUUCCAAGCUAUGGAUUUGUCCCAAUGUGGCAAUGUCUACCCCCAUCUACCAUGGAUACAUCAAAGGAUCAAGAGCUCAGGCCUCCCGCUGCUUAGGCAUAAUAGUUGCAAAUAUUUGAACUAUUUGGCUUUUCUCGCAAAUUUCCAACUUGUAAAUGCUGCUGCUGCUGUUCUUCUGUUGACCAACCCGUGGCUGGCUGUUACCUGAUUGGUAGGAAAUGUAGCUGUAUAACAAUGGUUUUCCAGUGGUUUUUCCAGUCAUCUACCAUCUCCUUAUUGUAAAUGCACAAUUACCAUCUUCGUCAUGAGAUCUUGGAAUAUCUUGAGAAGAA